CCGCUCUCGGUAUGACACUUGGGGAUCUCGGAGCUCCGGGCCGGCCGCUGGAGGGGCUCCGGUUGGCAGCGAUGGAUCCCCCCGAUCCUCCUCCUCCGGAUCUCCGCGAUCUGGAGACCAAACUGGGCCGGAAGACCCCGGAGGGAUUACUGAGGGGCCUGAGAGAGGAGUCCGGCCCGCCCGGGGGCCGCAGGAUGGACAACCCCGAACCGGGAGAACUGGGAGAGAAAAUCCGACACCUGCGGGGGGAGAUGGCCUGCCUGAGAGCGAUCGAUGUUCAGAUCCUGCAGCAGCUGCUGGCGGUGAAUGAAGGGAUCGAGUCGGUGAAGUGGAUCCUGGAGGAGAGGGGGAACCUCACCAGCCGCUGUAGUAGUCUGACCAGCAGUCAGUACAGCCUGACGGGGAGUCGGGAGACGUCCCGCCGCGGCAGCUGGAACAGCCUCCAGGACCCCAACGAUAAGCUGGACAGUAUCUCCAUCGGGAGUUACCUGGACACGUUGGCCGACGACAUGGACGAGUACAGCCUGAGCAUCAGCGAGCCGGUCGUGUCCUCCGCCCCGUACCGCCACGGGCCGCCGCCACCGACCUCCAACGAGCCGGAUGGCGAAAAACCUCGGGGCUCUCCUUCCAAGGCAGAGCGGGGGGACUAUGUGACCUGCCAGGGCAAUGCGGAUAAAGGGAAGGUGCCCCGGCCUCGGGUCCUCUCCCAGAGCUCCCAGUCUGGGCAAACGCCAAACGGGUCCGCCAAGCACACUCCGGAGCCGGACGCCAGAGCCGCCGAGGACAAGGCCAAGGUCAGGGCGGCCCAGAACGGCCGGGUGGACCUAGACAAAUGCAAACUGUCCAAUAAGAUGCAGCUGGAGUACGACGCCCACUGGCGCUGGGUGCAGUCUCAGGACGAUGUGACGUUCUUGUAGUCAUGUGACCCGCACGGUUCCUGACCCGCACGGUUCCUGAUCUCAGGGCAGAAGGUUCUGGAUGUUCCUCGGAAAGUCCGAUUACUUGAAAUCGCUUGUCUGCGCGGAUCGAGGCCCCCGGAGAACGCGCCGCACCGUGUUCAGGCCUCGCAGAUCUGAAAACUGCGCCAAACAUGUACAGACCAGACAAUGAUUCCCAGCCCUGUGAUUGGUCACAGAUCACUUAUUUGUAUCAUUUUUUUUUCUGAGAUCACUUUAAUAUAUUACAGAGAACGAUGAAUAUAAUUUAUAGGUAUCGAGGUGAUAAAUGCACCGCCCCCCAGUGUUCUGACCCCGCCCACGAGCAGAAAGCGGCCAAUAGAAAUUCUGCUGCUGCAAAUAAAUAUUGAAGGACAAAUGAAGGACCUGAAAUUAAAGCCGGACUCUACCAA
Molecule: messenger RNA, 1348 nt
Organism: Rana temporaria (common frog)
Lineage: Eukaryota; Metazoa; Chordata; Amphibia; Anura; Ranidae
Gene: LURAP1
Product: leucine rich adaptor protein 1
Exons: 2
Coding region: 12-917 (301 amino acids)
Biological process (GO): positive regulation of canonical NF-kappaB signal transduction; positive regulation of cytokine production
Source: RefSeq, a predicted model, not a curated record